AUGUAAAGGUGCGGCAGACAUGACAGAAAUAAAAUCAAGAAAGGAUCACAUAUGUAAAUCUUUGGAUUGUGUUGGAGUGACGUUGUCACUGGAACCGUUGAAGAGGGCAGGUUUUAAAGUGCGAAGCAAGAAUUUGAAUGAGGUUGUAACUAGACUCUCAGAAGUCAUAAAUGAUUCAGUCGCGAGUGAAAACGUUCUCCGAGUUUCGCGUCUUUUUAAAGAUUUCCUUGGACUGACUGGAAACGCAUUCUACGUUAAACAUCUGUCAGUAGUGAUGCAGCUACUAGAAUUUUUAGGUUGGAAAGCAAGGGAAGUCGAGGAAUACCAAGUCCAUCUGGAUAGGAUGCUCGAGUUUUGCUGCGAGCCGCCAAUUUUUGAAAAGACUUCGGAAAGUCUGUUCUGCCAAGAUGAUCUCGAAGAAUACUUUACAGUCCUGGGUUGUCUAAUGGCGAUUUUACCUAGGAGCCAAAAUAUUCUACAGGUUCAGACAGCAAUUCGUCGACUUCUCGUAAGAACAAGGCCCACCACUGUUUCAGCAGUGAGAGCCGAGCUCUGUCAACGGGCAAUGGAGAAAUCUAGACUACCUGUUACCGUAGUAGAACUUUUGGAAGUCUAUGAAGGGGAGAUGUUUGAAAAGUUAUUGGAUCUGAUCAAGGUUAUCGUGGCCGUGUCCGAACACUGCUGUGAGUGGUUUAUAAAUGGUUUGGCCGAAUGUCACAAGCUUCUGCAGUCAAAAAUACUCGAUCAUCUUCUGGUUAGACUGAAUCCGUAUUACGACAAAGAAAACUACUGCAUCCCGCCACCGGAAGUGCCACAGCAGGAAGCCGAAAGACCUGAGUAUCAAGGAGUUUUAGUUCUUGUUACAAAAGUGACGUUGGCUUUGAUGAUGUCGGUCUUUCCGAGUGGGAAAAAGUUUCCAGCUUGCCUGGAAGACUUCUGUUCGCCAACUAGAUGUGCUAUGUGGGGUUUACGAUACGCCUUCAAGAGGGAAGUCCUCUACGCUCGACGGAAAACCAAGACUCAUUCGGUACGUAAUGAUCUAGCGACUGUAAUUCUUACUGGAAUGGUUGGUCUACCCUCCUGGAAAAUAAUUGAAUGUGGCCUCGCUGAAGAUGUCUCCGUCCUUGUUGCUGCUUACGAAUUUGGAGCAAAGGAUUCCUGGGCGGAAACUGCGCCUGCCGUCACAACGAACGAGGACCUGUCCUUCAGGAAGACUUUGCUCCUGAUCAUUUGCCAUCUCGUAAAAUGUGAUACGUCCAUAAACAUUAUGGAGGAGAGAUCGGUUCUCUUGGCUCUUCUUGAUUUCAUAAAUUCUAGCAGAGUGAGGACGUUCAAGGUGUCUUGCAGAAAUCCUCGAGAAUUUUUGGAAUUAUUUCAGUGCUCCAUCCGCACCCUGACGCUUUUAGUCCCAAAGAUGACAAACUCCUUUCGUGCGCAUAACGGCGCGCGUAGGUUAUUAACGAUCAUUAAGUGGUGGAUGACUGUCGAUGAUGGGACCUAUGUCAUAAUUGACUGUCUGAUAACAAUCGCUUCGAUAGUGUCGGCAGUCGAGUGUGUCGAGAUUCUGAAUGAUUUUAUCGAGGAAGGCGCCAUACCUAUUCUCAUAAAUUUGAUAAACUUUGUUGUUAUCCAUGACAAGUCAUUAGCAACGGAUCGGCAACGUGUCAUCACGCUCGCAAUGAUAGCUUUAAAGAGUCUGCACUCGAAUAGGAUAUCAUCAGUUGCCGAAACUUUGAGCGACCAGAGUGUCAAGAUGGUGGUGCAAUUAUUGCAGAGGACAUUAGGAUUGACAAGAAGAAAUACUAAAGGGAAUCUCGAUUUUCAAGUGGAUCAACGGUACUUGGAGAUUCCUCCGAGUGGUAUUGCAAUGUCAGAUAAAAGAAUAAAUAUUAUUGGCAGGCUUCUAAUCGCAGUGGGUGUCUACGUCUGGAAGUGCAUCGUUUAUUGCCCGAUAAAUCUGAAGAACUUUAUAGAAACGGGAGGAACGUACCUGAUACUGGAUAUCAUUGACAGGGUCAAGUAUCCAGUGACUUGCGUCUACAUUGGUAUCUUGGCAGACAUGUGCGAGGGUUCCUUCAGUGCCGCCGAAUUGGCCACUUGGAGAGGAGUCGAUAAGCAAAAGGGUUUAAUGUCUUUGCUGGCACGUGUGUGGCGAGAAGAGGAAAUCCGAAUUGGCGUCCAGAGGACGGCGAAUGGUUCUAUAGAGGAUGCUGAACUUCCUCUGAUGGGCACCGAGCAACAGCUGAGCACGUAUCAUGCGAGGCUGGAUCAAAGUUGUAGUCCAGCCCUUUUGGAGAUGAUAGGUUCCACUCGUGCAAAGAUCCAUGCGAUUCGCAGGAUCAUAGAGCGGGAGACCUUUGGGUAUAACAGAGCAAAAGAACAUUAUAAAGUUUUAUAUGAAGAUCUUUGUACCACUGAUAUUAUUACGAUGCAAAUUGUCGAUCAUUACUUUAAUUUGAAGCAAGGUCAGAUUUGGAUAGAGGUCGUUAAGUAUUUGGAGCAGGUCGGUGUGAACCCGCUGGGUAUGGAUGGGCAAAUGAUGUUCCUCAUGAUACAGAGACAUCGUGGACUGGGGGUAUUUAUUCAAGGGAAUCAGGAAAAACUGCUCAAAACUGCACGGGAUGCUGAUUCAAAAAUCGAAAAGGAAGAAUUCGCUAGGAUUCGCGAUUCUAAACUUACUCUGGCCUUGACUGCUCUGAAGGACAUCGAUUAUCUUCGCAGGACCACUGAUAGAAAGUACAUGCUGGAGAGAAAAGCAGUUCAGAGGAAGGAAGUCAAUGCUGCUUUGAAAUUUCCUCUCGUGGCGGAUGAGAAUCAUUGUCAUAGGACGUUUUUUGAAAAGUCAAACGUUACCGCUAUCCUGGGACAAAAUCAAAGGAUCGAUAGCGUGAAGAUGAUAGAAUCAGAUCUAGGAAGGGUGAAAUUACUUCCGGUUUCACUAUCGAGUUCCGAAGUAUCUUCGCCUAGACUUUCUUUCGGUUCAAUUCGUUGCGAUUCCGAAGACAUUUUGUCAUGUAACAAAUGCUUUCAAUCCGAUGUUCUGUGCUCUCAUCGGUAAUUGACUUCAAAAACUGGAAUUCAGGAUGAUCAGCAGGAACUGAAGGAAUUACUGAAGCUUUCCAAUGGGCAACAACUAAUUGCAACUAGCUGCAGAUGCUGCCUCUAGGUAUCUUUGUGCAACUAGACGAUUUCGAUAUAGUAGACCGGUUGCCACAAGAACAGAUUUCAAUGUUAUCGACCAGCGGCUCAUUUACAUAAUCUGAUAAUUCACUCUACAUCUAUCUUACGAAGAUAAACUUUUAUCUUCAACUAAGAUAGGAAGAAAAUAGGGUUUAAUAAUGCAUUAAAAAAAGAUAUUUGCAGAUUCAUUUAAAUUUCAUAAAAAGACAAAUCUUCAAAUUGUAUCCGUCUAAAAAAUUUUGAGUUAGCAGCCGUUUGAAAAGAAGAGAAUAAAGUACGUACAAUCAUACAAAUAAGAAGGAAGUUUGGUUUACAUAGCAAUUGUAUUAUUUGGCUGUAUAUUUAUAUAAUACGAAGAUUAUUUUUUAAAAAUAAAUAUCAAACCUGAUACUCUAAUCGAUGAUAACAAAUAUUU
This is a messenger RNA of Cephus cinctus (wheat stem sawfly), 3595 nucleotides long. Its product is annotated as cilia- and flagella-associated protein 69. Gene Ontology annotation, biological process: positive regulation of flagellated sperm motility. The record is from RefSeq and is a predicted model, not a curated record. Bases 20 to 3058 code for a protein of 1012 amino acids. The transcript is spliced from 10 exons. NCBI's taxonomy places the organism in Eukaryota, Metazoa, Arthropoda, Insecta, Hymenoptera, Cephidae. Gene Ontology annotation, cellular component: sperm midpiece; non-motile cilium.